GGGACAUCGUUUCUCUUAUUCCCAACGGUCAUCUCCAGCUCCCCCAUACCCCGGCUGGUCGUCGCCAUGCGCAUCUCUGCGUUCCCCGUCGUUCUUUCUCUCGCCCUCUAUGCUUCGGCUCGCCACAACCACUUCGCGGCAGCGCGGAAUGUCCGGCGGGAUGACCCAGACGCCAGCGGCUACGCCUCACAACCGAUCUCGCAAGGAGACGCAGACAAUGGAUAUGCGGGAUUGCCAGCAGUAGCGAACGCGGACACGAUCAUGGAGUUUCCGUUGUCGGUCACGGACGGUGCCACUAUACCCGUGUACGUAUCAUCCGGGAAGGACGACGCAAACAUCACCCGGGCCGUCAUCGUACCUCCAGGAAAGCUACGAGACAACUGGUAUUACUUCUGGGUCAUGGACAAGGCCUUGUACCAGGCUGCGGCGACGUACGAGGAUGUUGACUACCAGUCCAUCGCCAUCAUGGCUCCAGCUCUCUUCAACGAGAAAGACAUCAAGGCUGGCGCGGGUACCAACACCACCCUGAUCUUCAACGGGACAACGUGGAUGUCCGGCCACAACAGCAUCGGGCCAGGGUCCAAUACGAACGUCAGCUCUUACGACGUUGUUGACGACCUCCUUGAUUACUACUUGGACAAGAAGCGCUUCCCCAAGCUUGAUAAAGUCGUUCUCGCGGGUCACUCUGCCGGCGCGCAGUUCGGCCAACGCUACGCUGCGCUUCGCAAGAGUCGCAGUCACAACGCGCGCAUCGCGUACUGGCUCGCUAACCCUGGCUCCCUGCUCUGGCUCACGGAAGAUCGCCCGCUGCCCGAUGAUAACUGCACGAAUGUUGACCGCUGGAAGUAUGGGCUCUCGGACGGCCUCCCGGCGUACGGCGCCUACGCGUACAAGCACUACCAGCGCGACGGCAUCGUCGAGCGCUACAACUCGCACUACAUCCACUACGCAUGGGGCACCGCCGAUGACGGCCCCGGCGACACGCGCUGUCAGGCUAAGACCCAGGGCCUGACGCACUACCAGCGCGGCCUCAACUUCAUCAACAUGCUACAGGGCCUGAACGGUGGGAAACUGCCCGAGAACCAGACGGUGGACUGGGUGGAGGGCGUCUCGCACGACGGCGAGGGCAUGACGAGGAGCGAGCAGGGGAUGACUAGGCUGCGGGCUUUUUGCACCCUCGCAUGUUCAUUCGGGGGUCGUUCUCACGGUCGGAUGGCCUUGAGACGCGCGGCGCUCCUCGCUGGCGCGUAGGCGCCUCCUUCUUGUCAGCUUGGCGGGGUUGCUUGACCGUUCUUCUCAUUGUCAUUUUUAUAUCCCUCCUCGCUCGCUGGGACUGUCGAUCGUUGCUUCGCCUUACUGACAACUCUACAGCUCUUCCGCAACGCCACCUACCAGCGCCAACUGGACGGCGGCAAUAACGGCGCCUCCGCAUCCGUAUCCUCCGCGCACGGGCUGUUGCUCGGCGCUGCGGCGACCCUGUUCUCGCUUUCCUUCGCGUUAUAGGGGACUGCGUGCCUUGAGGCGAGGGGCUUG
This is a messenger RNA of Schizophyllum commune H4-8, 1533 nucleotides long. RefSeq lists its product as uncharacterized. The record is from RefSeq and is a predicted model, not a curated record. The transcript has 8 exons. Bases 67 to 1251 code for a protein of 394 amino acids. NCBI's taxonomy places the organism in Eukaryota, Fungi, Basidiomycota, Agaricomycetes, Agaricales, Schizophyllaceae.